This is a messenger RNA of Colletotrichum aenigma, 1443 nucleotides long. RefSeq lists its product as uncharacterized. Bases 1 to 1443 code for a protein of 480 amino acids. Gene Ontology annotation, molecular function: L-2-aminoadipate:2-oxoglutarate transaminase activity; pyridoxal phosphate binding. The transcript is spliced from 2 exons. NCBI's taxonomy places the organism in Eukaryota, Fungi, Ascomycota, Sordariomycetes, Glomerellales, Glomerellaceae. Gene Ontology annotation, biological process: biosynthetic process. The record is from RefSeq and is a predicted model, not a curated record.
AUGAACGCCCCUCUCAAAAAGAAACCCAUAAACCUCCUUCGGGGCUGGCCCUCGCCCUCCCUCCUGCCCGCAGCAGCCCUCUCCGCCGCCGCCGUCAAGACCCUCGCCGACCCGGCCGUCUACGUCCCCGGUCUCCAGUACGGACCGGACCCGGGCUACCAACCGCUCCGCGACGCCCUCGCUGAAUGGCUUUCGGCGUUCUAUCCGAUCGCGGGUGAAACGCCCGAGGAGACCCAGGACCUCCUUUCCGCGGCGGAGGCGAGUAACGACACUGCUGCCCUCCCGCACCACCCUCCCGACGUCAGCCGCAUCUGCAUCACGGGCGGCGCAAGCCAGAACCUCGCGUGCAUAUUGCAGUCCUUCACGGACCCGCUGUACACGCAGAACGUGUGGAUGGUCGCGCCGUGCUACUUCCUUGCGUGUCCCAUCUUCGCGGAUGCGGGCUUCGACGGGCGGCUGAAGGCCGUGCCGGAGGGUAAUGAGGGCAUUGAUCUGGAGUACCUGAGAAAGGGGCUCGAAGCCGCUGGGAAGGGAAACGAUGAUCACUUCAAACAAGCCAAAAAGCGAAAGCUCUACCGCCACGUAAUCUACCUCGUCCCAACCUGCUCCAACCCGACAGGCAAGACAAUGUCCCUGCGCCGGCGGUACGACCUCGUCCGCCUCGCCCGCCAACACGACGCCCUCCUCAUCGCCGACGACGUCUACGACUUCCUCCAAUGGCCCACGACACACGCCCCCACGGACGGCGACGCAUCCUACCCGCCGUCGAUGCGCCUCCCGCGCCUCGUCGACAUCGACCGCGCCCUCGGCGUGCCGCCCUCCGCAUUCGGCAACGCCGUCUCCAACGGCUCCUUCUCCAAGAUCGUCGGCCCGGGCGUGCGCACCGGCUGGGCCGAGGGCAGCCCCGCGUUCGCGUACGGCCUGUCGCAGACGGGGUCGACCUGUAGCGGCGGCGCGCCGAGCCAGCUCGCGGCGAUGCUCGUCGCGGAGCUGCUGGCCAGUGGGCAGGUGCAGCGGCACCUCGACGAGAAGACGCGGCCGGCGCUGGCAAGGCGGCACCGCGCGAUGAUGGAGGCUAUCGCGGAGCACGUGCAGAAGCCGCUGGGCGGGACGGUGGCGGUGCGGGAGAGCUCGUUGGAGGGGGCUGGGGUGUAUGGCGGGUACUUUGUGUGGUUCACGUUGCCGGAGGGGAUGUCGAGCCGGGAGGCGGCGGUGAGGGCUAAGGAGACGGAGGAGUUGGUUAUCGGGCACGGGGCGCAGUUUGAGGUGCACGGGGACGAGGAGGCGGCGAGGUUUGGGAGGGAGAUUAGGCUUUGUUUCUCGUGGGAGCCUGAGGAGGAUGUUGUGGAGGGUGUUGUACGGCUUGGUAGAGUGUUGAAGGCUAUGAAGGAUGGGGUUGAGUGGAAGUCAUCCAGUGCCUUGGAUGUUGACAAUGUUAAAUAG